GCGGGGCCGGGGGUGCGGGAGCGUGAGUGUGCGCGUGUCCGUGUGCGUGUCCGUGUGCGUGUCCGUGUGCGUGUGCAAGGCUGCGCGUGGGCCCCCGUGCCUCUAUGUGGCUGCGCGUGUGGAUGCGCGCGCGGUGCGUGUGCCCUUUCCUCCCUUCUUCCUCCCUUUCUUUCUUUUCUCCUUGACUCGUCUCCCCCUCUCCCCGGUCAUCCCAUGGUGUUCAGGUCCCCGCUCGAGCUCUAUCCCACCCAUUUCUUCCUGCCGAACUUCGCCGCCGACCCGCACCACCGCUCCCUCCUUCUCGCCAGCGGCGGCAGCGGCAGCGGCUCGGGCUGCAGCCCCGGGGCCGGCGGCGGCGGCGGCAGCUCCCGGGCGCCCCACGAAGAGUUGUCAAUGUUUCAGCUGCCCACGCUCAACUUCUCCCCGGAGCAAGUGGCCAGCGUCUGCGAGACGCUGGAGGAGACCGGAGACAUAGAGAGGCUCGGGAGGUUCCUCUGGUCGCUGCCGGUGGCGCCGGGGGCAUGCGAGGCCAUCAACAAGCACGAGUCCAUCCUGCGGGCCCGGGCCGUGGUCGCCUUCCACACGGGCAACUUCCGAGACCUCUACCACAUCCUGGAGAACCACAAAUUCACCAAGGAGUCCCACGGCAAGCUGCAGGCCAUGUGGCUCGAAGCGCACUACCAGGAGGCCGAGAAGCUAAGGGGGCGCCCGCUGGGGCCGGUUGAUAAAUACAGGGUGAGGAAGAAGUUUCCGCUGCCCAGGACCAUUUGGGAUGGAGAGCAGAAGACGCACUGCUUCAAGGAGAGGACUCGCAGCCUCCUGAGGGAGUGGUACCUGCAGGACCCUUACCCCAACCCCAGCAAGAAAAGGGAACUGGCUCAGGCCACUGGGCUCACCCCCACGCAAGUAGGCAACUGGUUCAAAAACCGAAGGCAAAGAGACAGAGCCGCGGCGGCUAAAAACAGGCUCCAGCACCAGGCCAUAGGACAGAGCGGCAUGCGGGCCCUGGCCGAGCCCGGCUGCCCGGCGCACAGCGCGGCCGAGUCCCCGUCCACGGCGGCCAGCCCGACCACGAGCGUCUCCAGCCUGACAGAACGAGCCGAGACGGGCACGUCCAUCCUCUCGGUAACCUCCAGCGACUCGGAAUGUGAUGUAUGAUAGCGGAAACAAACAAACAAACAAACAAACAAACAAAAACAGCAAA
Nothoprocta perdicaria is the source of this 1204-nucleotide messenger RNA. It is a transcript of the gene SIX3, whose product is annotated as SIX homeobox 3. The coding region runs from base 214 to 1158 and encodes 314 amino acids. Gene Ontology annotation, cellular component: nucleus; transcription regulator complex. The transcript is spliced from 2 exons. Gene Ontology annotation, molecular function: RNA polymerase II cis-regulatory region sequence-specific DNA binding; DNA-binding transcription factor activity, RNA polymerase II-specific. The record is from RefSeq and is a predicted model, not a curated record. NCBI's taxonomy places the organism in Eukaryota, Metazoa, Chordata, Aves, Tinamiformes, Tinamidae. Gene Ontology annotation, biological process: brain development; regulation of transcription by RNA polymerase II; eye development.